CAUCUGAUAAGCCGCCCUUUGCAGACCCACAUUAAGCUAGUCCGAACAGUCCGAUUGCGAUUGACAUUUUUGAGCCGUGGAGCUAAGAACAAGCAUCACCGAUCCGUCGCCGCCCUUCAGCACAGCGUCACCACUUUGUCACCGCCCGUGGAGAAUGAACACGCCCGCCUUUCUGCGCCCUCGCGACUCUCACUGCACGCCUCGUUUCGACUCGAGGUAGCACAGCCAUCCACUGCACCAAGCUGUAGAGAUGGCAACGGCCACACAGCGGGCCGAGGAUGUGGACGUCAUCAAAGGCGCGGACGAGGUGUCGCUCUCGCAGAAGAUGCUUUCAGCCGUGUCUGGGAGCAUCUUGACCUCGCUACUCGUCACGCCCCUCGAUGUCGUCCGCGUCCGUCUGCAAUCGCAGGAAACGCCCCAAAAGGGAUCAUCACAUACAUCCCGCGGAUUCAAUGGUACCACGCUCACGCAAUUUCGCGACGUCCCACCGAACAUGGGAAUAUCGGCUUGCUGCAGAGAAGUGUUUUGGAUGAACAACAAGGCACCCUUCUGCGUAGCUGGGCCAACAAUGUCGCCAAUUAACCCGGCAGACCUGAGCUGCGCGGUGGAAGAGGUCGAACGCAGGACCAUCAACAGCACAUGGGAUGGACUGCGAAAGAUUGCACAGAACGAAGGGCCACGGACACUAUGGCGAGGACUGUCGCCAACUCUGGUUAUGGCAGUUCCAGCCAACGUUAUCUACUUCGCUGGCUACGACUGGCUACGUACAGCCCAAGCGUCGCCCUUCCGCUCGACCGUGCCAGAUGCAUACGUACCGCUGGUAGCAGGUGCGACCGCGCGUACAAUGGCUGCCAUCACUGUGAGCCCAAUCGAGAUGUUCAGGACCAGGAUGCAGGCAGCAAACCACACAGCUACUGCUGCAGGACACUUCCGUGAGACAAUGGACGGCCUUCGGGAAAUGGUGGGCUCACAGGGUAUCCUAAGUCUUUGGCGCGGCCUCACCUUGACUCUGUGGCGGGACGUACCAUUCUCUGCCAUCUACUGGUGGGGAUACGAGGCGACACGAAACGCUCUGACCGACGCACGGGGCCGAGUGGAGGCCAGGAAUGAGGGUUUCGAGUUCCGCAUGGGUCGCGGCGGGGAGAAGAUCCAGCGGCGCAGCCGGUCAAGGAGUCGAGAGAAUACCAAAGACACGAUCAUUGACAGCUUCCUCGCUGGCGCUGCCUCAGGUGGAGUUGCAGCGUUCGUUACCACCCCCUUCGACGUCGGCAAGACACGGCAACAGAUUGUACGGCACGCGGGUAAGGCUGCUAAAGAUGCCGCAGACACCAUACGGCCAGAGGACCAGUCAAUGCCCCGCUUCCUUAUGCACAUCUACAAAGAGCAAGGGAUGUCCGGGCUUUUUAAAGGGUGGGCUGCUCGGUCACUGAAGAUUGCACCCGCUUGUGCAAUCAUGAUCAGCUGCUACGAGUUAGGCAAGAAGGUCUUCAACGAUUCGAACGAGCGCAAGCAUCUCGAACGAUCGUGACACCACACAGAAGGGUACAUCCGGCAGAAGACUUUUGCACAUACCUUAGACUUGGCGCGUUCACCCCAUUCGGAGCAUGGAGGUUGAUCCAACUCAUUUUGCAUGGCGAUAGCAUGGCAUGUCACGGCGUUAUUGGCGAGUUGGGGCAAGGAGCGGCCUACGACUGAACAUGUAUUGAUA
Macroventuria anomochaeta is the source of this 1708-nucleotide messenger RNA. RefSeq names its product mitochondrial carrier. Lineage: Eukaryota; Fungi; Ascomycota; Dothideomycetes; Pleosporales; Didymellaceae. The transcript is spliced from 2 exons. Bases 251 to 1528 code for a protein of 425 amino acids. The record is from RefSeq and is a predicted model, not a curated record. Gene Ontology annotation, biological process: mitochondrial transmembrane transport.